Mercurialis annua (annual mercury) is the source of this 1248-nucleotide messenger RNA. RefSeq lists its product as uncharacterized. The record is from RefSeq and is a predicted model, not a curated record. NCBI's taxonomy places the organism in Eukaryota, Viridiplantae, Streptophyta, Magnoliopsida, Malpighiales, Euphorbiaceae. Gene Ontology annotation, molecular function: zinc ion binding. The coding region runs from base 1 to 1248 and encodes 415 amino acids. The transcript is spliced from 3 exons.
AUGAGAGCUGAGUAUGGUUUAAAUAUGGGUUAUCAACAAGCUUGGAGAUCAAGGGCUAAAGCAAGGGAGAGCAUAGCUGGAAAACCAAUUGAUUCAUACAGUUUACUACCAAGUCUUAUACCUUUUAUAGUAGUCGCUGGAACUUUCUUAAGUUCAUGUUCAAAAGGAAUGCUUUUAUCUGCAGUAACUCAAGAUGGUUGUGGUAAAUAUUUUCCACUAGCUUACUCCAUAGUUGAUUCAGAAAAUAACCAGUCAUGGGAAUGGUUCUUCCAUAGGAUGAGAGACUGUUUUGGAACAAGAGAGGAAUUAUGUAUUGUUUCUGACAUACAUGAUAGUAUUAGCAGACCAAUUAAAAUUGCGUAUCCUGAAGCAUUUCAUGGGAUAUGCAUUUAUCAUUUGUUGAACAAUGUUAGAGGAAAAUUCAGAAAAGAUUCUGAAAACAUUCGCAUUCAUUUCAUUUCAGCUGCUAAGGCAUACACAGAAGAAAAAUUCAGGUUCCACAUGACACAGCUUGAUAAUAUUGAUGCAGGGAUAAGGAAAUAUCUUACUGAUGUUGGAUUUGAUAAAUGGGCCAGAACUGAGUCAAAUCACAACAGAUAUUGCACAAUGACUUCAAAUAUUGUUGAAUCAAUGAAUCCUGUUAACAAGGCAGCAAGGAGUCUACCUGUGUGUGCAUUGCUUGCAUUCUUGCGUGCUACCAUACAAGAUUGGCAUCACAAAUAUAGGACGCUGGCAAAGUCAACAACAUCAAUCUUAACAAGGAAAGCAGAUGAAAAUUUAAAGAAAAAUUACAUUGCCUCGCUGCCAUUAAAGGUUGUCCCUCUUAAUGAUUUUGAUCACGAUGUGCAUGAUAUGGCGAUUAUUUACACAGUUAACAUAGAAAAAAAGACAUGUACGUGUAGAAGAUUUCAACUUGAUGGGAUUCCCUGCAUUCAUGUUGUAGCAGUCUUCAGAUUUUUGAAAUGUGAUCCAAUUCAAUAUUGCUCAACAUAUUUCUUGAAUGAAACAAUGACGAAGACAUACAGUCAGACUAUCUACUCAAUUGGAAUUCCAAGUUCAUGGACUGUACCGGAAUUUGUGAAAGAAAUAAAUAUUUUACCACUAAAAGAGAAACCAAAAGCAGGAAGGCCCAAGAAGACUAGAUACAAGUCCUACAGAGAAAAAUUGUCUACUAACACAUGCUCUAAAUGUAAGAAAAAUGGUCACAACAAGAAGACAUGUAUUGCUGGAGCAAUUAUUUUUCAUUAA